Closterium sp. NIES-67 is the source of this 8538-nucleotide messenger RNA. The record is from the annotation of a GenBank genome assembly. NCBI's taxonomy places the organism in Eukaryota, Viridiplantae, Streptophyta, Zygnematophyceae, Desmidiales, Closteriaceae.
GGGCAGAGCUUGAAUGGUUGAGAAAUGGAACGCAGCUGGGGGAGUAGAACAAGCCCGUAUGGUUGUACUGUACUGUGUUUUAGUAUUGUGACUACGUACGUCCGAGCGAAAGGUAUUGGAAUAUCGAACAAGCUCGUUGAGACAGCAGUUGCACCAACGAUACGACAAUGCGUAGCUCCCGAGCUUUGUUCAGCCGAUUAUGCUGUAUCUAUUCUUCCUGCGAAACCUGCUGAGUAAACUUAUUUCAAUCUGCCUGAAGCGGAUUACAGGAUAAUGCUAGAAUGCCAAAGCGAUAUCGACCUUCAGGGUCGUCGCACACAUGGUUCCUCCUACUCCAGAUCGUGCUUAUUCUCCUGCUUCUUCCGAGUUACCAGCUUUACCCCACCACCUGGGCUGCUGACGUUACUAUCACGCAGCAGAGCGACGGGGUGACGCCGCUGAAUGAGACCGUUCCGUCAAAUUUGCCGGCUAAGCGAGAUUUGCCGGCAGAGAUAACGAUAGGAUGCCUGGUACCGCUCGACACGGCCGACGGAGUCUCCUUUUUCUCGGCCAUUCAGCUGGCGGCUCGCCAUGUGAGCAACGAUACUUCUCUUCUGCCGGGCGUCAGGAUCAAGCUGAUCGCAGCCAACUGCACCUACUCGCCCUUCCCCGGCCAAAUGGCAGGGCUGCACCUAAUGCUAGAGGAAAAGCCUUUAGCUAUAAUAGGCCCCACCACAUCCACCCAAGUCGGGCUGCUGAGCGGCCUGGCAGCCACCACGCGCAUCCCCAUGCUCUCAUACUCCGCCACCGACCCCCUCCUCACGGACUCGCGCCAGUGGCCCUACUUCAUGCGCACCGUUCCCAGCGAUGCCACCAAGAUGGAAGCUAUAGCAGACCUGCUGGCUCUGUACCGCUACAAGCAUUUCGUGGCCAUCUUCACGGAUGACCGAUUCGGCAGGAAUGGCAUCAGCGUGCUGGAGGACAUUCUGCAGAACCGAUGGGGCUGGCAGCACCCAGUUGUGGCGCGGGUGCCAAUGAAGCGGGGGAGGGAGUACGACGAUGCGUAUGCGUCGUUGGAGCAGCUGCAGCAAGUGCGCACGUCUGUCAUGAUCAUCCAUGCGGGGGGGGAUGGCCCUGACGCCGUGCUCAAAGCAGCUGUGGAGCUGGGCAUGUUCAGCCGGGGCUAUGUGUGGAUCACCACGGAGCCCACUUCCCUCCAGUUCUUCACAGGCGAUGGCUCCACUGCCUCAUUCAUGCCGCAAGUGCAGUUCUUCACAGGCGAUGGCUCCACUGCCUCAUUCAUGCCGCAAGUGCAGUUCUUCACAGGCGAUGGCUCCACUGCCUCAUUCAUGCCGCAAGUGCAGGGUCUCAUAUCCAUGGCGUCCUUUGUCCCGCCCUCGCCUGCUCUCACUGCCUUUCGAGCGGAGUGGAAGGAGCACAUGUCGGGGCAGGAGGGGCCCAGCUCGCAGAAGGCGGACGUGUAUUCACUGGCGGCAUACGAUGCACUGCUCCUUGUGGCUCAAGCUGUGCACAACGUGCUCUUUGACAACGCCACCACCGGUGCAGACCCAGAAGACUCCAUUGUGGAGCCUGUGCCUUCUAACCAAGGCGGCUAUAGCGAGGAUGAGGGCAGCAGUGGGAUUUUCUCAGGGAAGGACAAUGGUGCAGGCGGUGCUGGUGGUAAUGCUGGUGCUGGUGCUGGCGGUGGCUCUGGUGGGCCUGAAGGAAACAGCAGCAGUAGCGACGGAUGGGGGAAAGGGGGCAGCAGCAGUGGUGCUGUAGCAAGUGCUGUCCUCGCUAGUAGCAGUCCCGCUUCAGGCAAGGGGCCUGGCACAUGGGCUCCUGUGCAGAUGCCUGUGCUGGCGCCUGGUGACGCUUCCAGUUCCCUCAUCCCCAUACUGGCUGGCGCAUCCAGCAGCAAGUUUGGACCGGUGCUGCGGGAUGCGCUGCUGAAGGCUUCAGUCAUGGGGGCCACAGGCAGGGUACGCCUGACCCCUGAGGGGGACGUGAAGGAUGGGUCGGUGCAGCUGUUGAAUGUGAGGGGCAGUGAGUUCGUCACUGCAGGAUACUGGCGCCCGGGAAAGGGCUUCACAAUCUCAGAUGACGCAUUGGCGCCGCCAGUGCAGGCCAACAGCUCAGUCUCUCUCAACCUUCUCUUCCCAGGCAACCUUGAAAAGCCCCCCUCUGGGUGGCUGGCCCGCCAGCAGGACCCGCUGCGCAUAGCCGUGCCCAACAAGAAGGGCUACAACCAGUUCGUCGAAAUCCUGCCACCCACCGCCGCCCAGGGAAACGAUCGCUUCACGGGCUUCUGUCUGGAUCUGUUCCGGGCGGCGGUUGCCAGGCUGCCCUACGAGCUGUCAUACGAGUUUGUGCAGUUUGGGGAGGGGGAUGCCACUCCGAGCUAUACUGAGAUGGUCUAUGCUGUGGCCAAUCACACAUACGACGGAGCUGUUGGCGACAUUGCAGUGCUGAAUUUCAGGAGUGAAGCAGUUGAUUUCACAGUAUCCAUCCAGCAUUCAGGGUUGAGCCUAGUGUCCUACGUGGCACCGAACAGCAACCCCUGGAUCUCCUACCACCCCUUCUCCUGGCACAUGUGGUUGCUGCUCGCCUGCCUCAUCGUAUUCACGGGCCUUGCACUGUACUUCCUGGAAAGUUCCCACCCCGCGCACCUGCUGCGACGGGCAUAUGACCGUCCGCACCAAGAAAUCAUGUCAUACAUAUGGAUGUCCUUCGCCCCAGUUGGAUUCGCAAAAGUGCGGGGCGUGGUGAAGACCUCUCUCGGCCGCCUCCUCACAGUCACCUGGUUCGCACUCAUGAUAGUUGUCUCGAGCUCCUACAUCUCCUCCCUCACUUCAGCACUCAUUCUCCAGAAGCUGCAGCUUCCAAUUGCGACCAUCUAUGAGGUGGCGGGCUCCAAGCUCAUGGUGGGCUACCAGUACGGCUCCUUCGUUCACGGCUACCUUUUGCAACUCGGAGUCUCUCCGUCGCAACUGGUCCCGCUGAACAGCGAGCAGGAUUACUAUGACGCGCUCUCCUCCAACCGAGUGGACAUCAUAGUGGACGAGGACCCCUACAUCAACGUCUUCACCGCGCAGUACUGCCAAGUGCUCAAGGCGUCGCAGGCAUUCAACGUCCUCAACUCCGCUUUCGCGUUUCAAAAAGGCUCUCUCUUCGGCAACGACAUCUCGCAGGCGCUGCUCGAGCUGGCAGAGAACGGCGAGCUGCACCGCCUACGUGGCAUGUACAUCAAGAACUCAUCUAACUGCGGCAAUGCAGCCUCGGUGCGAAUCCAGAACGUGCAGAUCUCGGCGACCACCAUGGCUGGGCUCAUGAUCGUGUAUGGCGCCUUCUCCCUGCUGUGCUGCGGGGCGUAUAUCGCCAUCAUCAUACACAGGGGUCACCGGGCCCACAGGCAGCUGGAGCCGGAUGCUUUCAGAGAGUUGGGGCCGAAGGGUGCUGAUUCUUCCCAAAGUGAGGCAGGAGGGUUUGGUGGUGGUGGUCAAUGGCGAGAGGAACCGGAGGACAGGCUGGGGUUCAGCCGAAGGGCAGGCAGGGCUGGUGCAGGGGAAGGGGAUGCAGGGAGCGUGUGGCAGGAAUUGAUCACUGCUGAUUGUGAUGCUGAUGGUAGAUAUGAUGGCGAUGGUGAUGGUGAUGGUGAGGAGGAGGAUGAUGAUGAUGGUGAUGGUGAGGAGGAGGAGGUUGAUGGUGAUGGUGAGGAGGAGGAGGAGGAGGAGGAAGAGGAGGAGGAGGAUGAUGGUAGCCGUGUUGAAGUGGAUAUGGAGGAGGAGGAAGUGAUGAGAGAGGAGGAGGGGGGUGACUUGACUUUGGAAGGUGAAGCUUGUAAACGAGUGGGGGAUGUGGAAGAAGUGGAAGAGGAAGAGGAGGAGGAAGAGGAAGAGGAAGAGGAGGAGGAAGGGGAUGAGGAGGUGCAGGGAAAACGCAAGGUGGAAGCAGCGGCAGUAGCAGCAGUGGCAGCAGCAGCAGUAACUUCAGAAGCAAUGGCAUCACGUACAGCGUCACCACCAUCAAUAGCAGCUUCGCCACUGCCGGCAGUGGAACCAUCAGCAGCAUCACCAUCAGCAGAAGGAGCAUCACCAGCACCAUCACCACCUUCAGGAUCGCCAUUGCCAGCGUCAAUAACUCUAUCAUUAUCACCAGCAGUAACCCCGCCAGAAUCAGCACCAGGAACCCCACCAUUCCCAGCAGCUGUAACCCCACCAUUCCCACCAGCAAUAACACUAUCAUUAUCACCAGAAGUAACCCCGCCACGAUCAGCACCAGGAACCCCACCAUUCCCUGCAGCAAUAACACUAUCAUUAUCACCAGCGGUAACCCCGCCACGAUCAGCACCAGGAACCCCACCAUUCCCUGCAGCAAUAACGCUAUCAUUAUCACCAGCGGUAACCCCGCCACGUUCAGCGGUAACCCCGCCACGUUCAGCAGCAGUAACCCCGCCAGUCACCCCACCAUUCCCAUCAGCAGCAACACUGUCAUUAUCCCCAGCAGCCUUAUCACCAGCAUCAUCUGCUGCUCCACCACCCCAGCGAAUUUCCCACAAGUAUUUAUCCUCGUUAAAGAGCUUCUCGAGUCUCUCCAAGAAGGGUUCUCCUUCCCUUCUACACCCCAACCUCAGCUUCAAACUCCCCAUCUCACUCCCAUCCCUCCCCUCGUUUUCCCCUUCCUCCACUUCCUCCUCCUCUACAGCAGCAGCAGCAGCAACAGUCUCAGCUGCAGCAGCAGAAACAGUAUCAGCAGCAGCAGCAGCAGCAGGGAUCUAUACUGUCGCCUUCCCAGCCACCGAAGCACCUCCCGAGCCAAGCCAGCUGGUUUCCGAGCAGCCAUACCGAACCUCAGGCUUGGCAGGGCCAGGCUUAUCUGGGAAGGGCUUAUCUGUGGGGGAAAGGCCCUCAAUAUCCAUUCCACGGAUGGACUCCUGUGAGACUGUCCACUCUGUUGCCCCCACCCCUGCUGGCUCUGCGAGCACGGUUACCAGUGCGGGUGCAAGAGGGGGGUGGGAUGCGGUUGAGAGUGGUUCUGAAGCUGGUAGCAGCAGGCGAGGGGGUGGUGUACUAGCGGGAGGAGGUGUGGAAAGGGGAGCAGCAGCAGGGGCAGCAGCACCGGCAACGGCAGGGGCGGACGGUUCUUCUGCGGCCCCUGCUCCUCUGCUCGGGGCAAUCCGAGCGAAAAUGGCAGAUUUGAAGGAGAAGUUCCAACUGGGCGAGGAGUGGAGCCGUGUGCGCAAUCUCUCAUCCUACGAGGAUCUCCCUGCAGCCACGUCAUCCUCCUCUAGAAUGAUGUCACCAUCCCCCAGACUGGCGUCACCAUCCCCCAGAGUGACGUCACCAUCACCCAGAAUGACGUCACCAUCCUUUAAAGCGACGUCACCAUCACCCCAUCAUCACCACCACCUCCAUGCCCAUCACGCGCGUAUCCUCUCAGCCUCAUCCCCAUCCAUUCCUCUCGCUCCUACCCUUGACGCUGCAACACCUGCAACCCUUGCAACCCCUGCAACCCCUGCAACCCCUGGAACACCUGCAACCCCGGCAACGCCUCGUGCUCGUCCGAGGUUGGACAGGCUGCUCAGCCAAUCUGCUUCCAAUCUUGCAUCCCCGCAUCUGCAGCGCCUAGAAUCUUCCAGGAAUCUUCGUCGCCUGGAUGCCCCCCGGAAUCUGCAGCGUCUUGAAUCUUCCCGGAACCUUCAGCGCCCAGACUCCUCCAGGAGGGACCUUCGGCGUUUCGAAUCUUCCAGGAACCUUCGUCGCCUCGAGUCAUCUAGAGAUUUGGGGCGGCAGCUUCGGCACACCGUUAGCGAAGCGAGAAUUCUUGAGGCGCCUCCUCAGAGGGCCACCGCGAGUGGACCAGGCCUCUCUUUGGCGCCGCAAGGCUUGCCAACCUCGUCGUCAGGGCUGGCUUUGGCCUCUCCAACCCCCCAGCGUCUUGGCAGUGGCACGUCACGGAACCUCCAGCGCCUUGAAUCGUCCAAGGACCUGCAGCGUCGGCUUCGGCACACUAUGAGCUCCAGAAGGCUCGAUCGCAGAGGAGAUCAGCAGGGAAGGAGUCUGAGCCACAGCCAGUCUACUGUUGGCAUGUCAGCAGCAGCAGCUGCAGCAGUGGCAGCAGCUUCGUUUGCAGCUGGCAGUGCCACUGGCACUGUUGGCCCAAGCCCUUCCAGUUCUGGGGCAAGUGCGGCUGCUGCUGCUGCUGCUGGGGCUAGUGCUGCUGCUGCUGCCGCUGCAAUUGGCAGCUCAUCCCAUGCUGCUCACCGCCCACCACCUUCACUAACGUCCCCACCGCUACAAUCACAUGCUCAAGCAUCACAUCAGACCCAGCCGCGUAUUGAGGGGGGGCCCUACAGUCGCCACUCGCACUCUUUCUCCGCUGACUCCUUCUCGCCCCACUAUCGCCCCUCACGUCCCUCACACCUCGCUGCAAGCCCUUUUGCCAAGAGCAAGACCUUCAAACGCAGCCCAUCAGCUUUUAAUUUCACAAGCACAAGCCCAUCCAGUUUCGAGGUGCCACAAUACCGUCCCUUGCCCCCCGUAACAAGCCCUUUCACCAAGAGCAAGACCUUCAAACGGAGCACGUCUUCUUUCAACCUAGAUAUCAUGAGCCCGUCCAAUCGAACCCUGACUAAACCUCCGUCCAGAAGAAACCUUUCCAGUGGCAACCUUCCCAUUUUGCCCCUGCAGGGCACAGAUCUGCCCAGUGUGCCCCUUCAGAGCACAGACCUACCCAGUAGGAGCCUUCACCAGGCUCAACCUGCACGGGUCCUGUCUCGGCACCUAUCUAUGAGCUCUGGGCCCCCUGCCGCGGAUACUAGCUGCAAUAUGGGAGAUGCGGUUACCAGUGAUGCAAGAUUUGGGGGUGUGACUACCAGGGACGCAAGAGUGGUUGGUAGGGCAGAUGCGGUUACUGCAGGUGCAGCUCUGCACUUAUCAGAUGUGCCUGAGGCGCCUGCAAGGGAGAAGCCUGACUUGAUUGUGACUGUGCAGACUUCAGAAGCACAAGGGGGUGCGACUGGGGACGAUCCACACCCACCCUCCUCUGAGGAGGAUUCCCAAGCAGCACUCUCCCGGGCAGAUUCAAACUCAGCAACCUCCCAGGCAGACGGACAAGGAGGGGCUGGUGCUUAUAGCGAGGGAGGGGCUGCUGUUUAUAACGAGGGAGGGUCUGAGGCUUAUACAGAGGGAUGGCCAGCUUAUAGAGGGGCACCGUCCCCAGGAACUGCUCGCAGGGCGCAGCUGUCGAGGCAGAUGCUGCGUGGCCAGGGCAUGAGCAGCUUCAAUGACAGCAUGCUUGCACGUAGCAGCUUCAAUGAGAGCGUGGUCUGGCAUGGUCAACGAACAGGAAGCUUCAAUGAGAGCAUGCUGGAGGGGAGUGUGAGGGAGGAGGAGGAGGGGGAGGGGGCGGAGGAGGAGGAGGAGGAGGCGGGGGAGGGGGAGGAGGGGGAGGAGGAGGAGGAGGAGGAGGAGGAGGAGGAGGAGGAGGAGGAGGAGGAGGAGGAGGAGGAGGAGGAGGAGGAGGAGGAGGAGGAGGAGGAGGAGGGAGAGGAGGAGGAGGGAUUGGAUGAGGAGGAGGGGGAGGAGGGGGAGGCGGGGGAGGAUGGGGAGGGAGGGGAGGAUGGGGAGGAGGGAGAGGAGGGGGAAGAUCACAGUGGGGGCAACAGGCUGGGAGGUGGUGGGCUGCAUUUGGGCAGGAGUGGGAGGAGUGUGUCGGUGACUGAGGCUACAGGAACGAAUGCUGAGAGACCCCCACGUCUGCGGCACACAGUCAGCACAACAGCCAUCAGCCCCAGCCGCACAACAGCCGAAACCCCGAGCCCUACCAACCCAACCAACACUCCUCCACCCUCCUCUCACAUCACCAGCACCACCAGCACCGCCAGCUCAGCCACCACCACUGCCUCUGCUACUCCCGAGGGGCCUCUUGCCUCUUCCUCUGUCACUACGUCUCCCUACCUCUCCACUUCUCUCUCCCUGGCCUCAUCCCUGGCCUCCUCCACUCCCAGCAGCGCCUUCAGCUUCAGCCGAACCUCCACUUCUACAAGUAUCUCGCUCACCCCAACUCACAGCGUCGCUGCGGCUGCUGCUGCCACCCGUGCUCUUGCUGCAGUUAACGCGUUCAGCUUUGGGGGCUUGCGUGGUGAUGCUGCUGCUGGUGCUGCUGGUGGUGCUGGUGGUGGUUCUGGUGUUGAGGUGGGUAAAUUCAUGGGUGUUACUGCUGGUGGUGGUUCUGGAGCUGGUGAGGUGAGUGGUGAGGAGGAUCAACAUAGACGGGGUCGUGGUGGGAUGGUAGCCAUUCCACCUGCAUCGGCUUCUCAUCAAGUAGAAAACGCAGCGCGAAUCAAGACUGGUGGCGGAGUGUCAGUGAAAGGUCAAAGCUCGUCCAAACCCACUCUUCCUAAGAGAAGAUUGGGCUUUUCCUUCUCCAGCUUCACAACUGUUAGUAGAGCAAGCGAUCUUUAGUUAUUUUAUUUUAUCCUAUGAUUGUCGUGAAAAUUUGGAUUAUUUCUUGCUUACCGUGCAUGGUGUCUAAAAUGUCCGUUGUACCAACUAGUAG